AGAGGUUAUUACUUCAAUAGAGAAAAGUGUACGACCUAAGUCGUCAAAAGUGUGGGAACACUUCACUUUAAAGACUUCAAAGAAGACCGUUUCCUGCAAAAUGGCACGGAAGUGCAACAUUGCUUCAGGAGCACCUGAAAAGGAAACAUGUUGAAGCCAUGGAUGAAGAGAAGAACUCACGCACUGAGAUGGACCUGGACUAUGACAGCUACGAGGACUACUAUGACAGGGUGUAUGACUACCAGCGUGUCCCAGCAUCCAUGUCUCCUCUGCACCCAAUGGGACCCAGCCCGUCCAAACGUUCCCGUUCCUCCUCCUACUUGUCCUCUAAGCAGAGACGCAGUCGAGACAGGUCCCACUCCAAAAGCUGCAGAACCCACUCCACCAGUUCCUCCACAUCCAAGUUGGGCACGGAGGAGUUGCAGGUGAUUAAAAAGGAACUGACUAUGAUCAAGACACAGAUCGAUGGACUGCUUGACAGCCUUGACAGGAUGGACACACACAAGAAUGACCACAAAGAGUCCCUUUUACGAGAGGAAAGCCCAGGAUGCUCGCUGUAUUCCAGCAGUCCAGAACAUUCCCUCUCAUCCCUCUCCCCACCCAGCUCCCGCCAUCGAAUCCACAGGGAGAGUUCUGUCCAAAGGGGUCCUGAUGAUGAGCACCACGUGAUCAGAGCAAUGGCAGCGUUUCCAAGCCCUCUAACCACACAUGUGUUAAAUACUGCCAACGGUGUUCCAGGAUCCAACAUGGCCCUCAGCCUACAUCGACUGGACCCCUCAUCUGAGACAUGGAUGGUUAUCACGACUGGGAUGACAAAUUCAGAUGGUCGUUGCCCUGGGCUUAUCACACAAGAAAUGUUUCUGUCUGGUGUGUACAAACUGCACUUUGAAACUGCUCCAUAUUGGGACAGUUUGGGGGAGACCUCCUUUUACCCUUAUGUUGAGAUUGUCUUCACUAUCAAGGACCCAAGUCAAAAGUACCAUAUACCUCUGCUCCUGAGUCGCUUCUCAUACAGUACUUACAGAGGGAGCUAGUGUCUCUGUCCUAACCUUUGCAAUCUGACAUUCAUUACCAAUGUAUAUGUCAAUGCAUGUACACAAACAAAUGCCACAUGUUCCAUGUUAUGUUUCAUCAUUAGUAAAGAAAAUGACUGACUUUAUGCAUGCUUUACUGACCUACGUACGGCAGGGAUCCAGUCCACUGGCGCCACACAUUGGCUACCCAUCGCUUUCAAAAUUAUUGGUUAAAUGCAGGGAUACAUUUUACUACCAUUGUAUAUGUGAUGAAUAAAGUCCAAUUAUUCUCUACUAAAAA
Nerophis lumbriciformis (worm pipefish) is the source of this 1314-nucleotide messenger RNA. RefSeq names its product urate (5-hydroxyiso-) hydrolase a (gene uraha). NCBI's taxonomy places the organism in Eukaryota, Metazoa, Chordata, Actinopteri, Syngnathiformes, Syngnathidae. The record is from RefSeq and is a predicted model, not a curated record. Gene Ontology annotation, biological process: purine nucleobase metabolic process. Gene Ontology annotation, molecular function: hydroxyisourate hydrolase activity.